This is a messenger RNA of Manis pentadactyla (Chinese pangolin), 912 nucleotides long. RefSeq names its product olfactory receptor 8S1-like. Gene Ontology annotation, molecular function: olfactory receptor activity. The transcript is spliced from 3 exons. The record is from RefSeq and is a predicted model, not a curated record. Gene Ontology annotation, biological process: G protein-coupled receptor signaling pathway. NCBI's taxonomy places the organism in Eukaryota, Metazoa, Chordata, Mammalia, Pholidota, Manidae. Bases 1 to 912 code for a protein of 303 amino acids. Gene Ontology annotation, cellular component: membrane.
AUGGCCUUGGGGAACCACAGCACCAUCACCGAGUUCUUCCUCCUGGUGCUGUCUGCAGACCCUCGUGUCCAGGCCCUGCUCUUUGUGCUGUUCCUAGUGAUUUACCUCCUGACUUUGAUGGGAAACCUCACGAUGCUGCUGGUGAUCAGGACUGAUUCUCACCUCCACACGCCCAUGUACUUUUUCGUGAGUCACCUCUCUUUCCUGGAUCUUUGCUACUCCUCAGUCACUGUGCCCAAGCUGCUGGAAAACCUCCUGUCUCAGAGCAAAACCAUCUCUGUGGGGGGCUGUCAGACUCAGGUCUUCUUUGUGUUUGUCACUGUGGGCACUGAGGGAUGCCUGCUGUCAGUAAUGUCCUAUGACUGCUAUGAUACCAUCUACCACUGUCUGCACUAUGGACAGAUCAUGACCAACCGGCUCUGUAAUAGACUGGUGUAUGGAUCCUGGGGCCUGAGCUUUCUGGAUGCAUUCAUCAACAUCCUACAGGCUAUGAGUUUGGACUUCUGUGAGGAUCAGUCCAUUCCACACUACAGUUGUGGGCUGCCCUCUCUCUUCCUUCUGUCCUGCUCUGAUGUCUCCACUAGUUUUACUGUUUUACUGUGCUCCAGUCUUGUGCAUGGAUUUGGAACCUAUUUGUUGAUCAUACUCUCCUAUGCCCUUAUCGCCUCCACCAUCCUGAGUAUCAGCUCCUCCUCAGGCAGCACUUCCCCCGGACCAACUGUGCUGAGACUGACCCCAGCUACUGGUCUAGACACCACCGGGGCAGAUGUCGCAUAUGCCAGUGCGUCCCCCUCUGCCCGUAUCUCACCCCAAUCUACCGCGGGUGAGAGCUGUGCAGCUGUGAUGCGGGAACAAGGUGGGCAGCAGUACCUGAGAGGCCUCAGGAAAGCGGUCCAGAGACUGACGUUUUGA